Sphaeramia orbicularis (orbiculate cardinalfish) is the source of this 2761-nucleotide messenger RNA. It is a transcript of the gene usp2a, whose product is annotated as ubiquitin specific peptidase 2a. Gene Ontology annotation, biological process: protein deubiquitination. The coding region runs from base 1152 to 2225 and encodes 357 amino acids. The record is from RefSeq and is a predicted model, not a curated record. NCBI's taxonomy places the organism in Eukaryota, Metazoa, Chordata, Actinopteri, Kurtiformes, Apogonidae. The transcript has 14 exons. Gene Ontology annotation, molecular function: cysteine-type deubiquitinase activity.
GUUACUUGGUUGCUGAAAGUCUACAACUGCAACCGAACCUAAGAUAUGGCUGAAUAUUAGUGUUGUCUUGACCCACGCAGGUGAAGACUUUCACUCAUCGCUGCCGGUCACCCUUCAUGGCAACUGAAGACAUGGUGUAAAAGAAGCGCGACCCAGCCAAAGAAGCUACUUUAGGGGGCGUUUCGGUGCCUGUUCGGAUCAGGAUGAUCUCCAACUGUAGGGAGUGAUCAGUGUCACAAAGCCUUUGUGCACACUGUGAGGUAGCGACAGUAGGAUGACCUGCCCCAGAACCAUCACAGCUGGUGAGGACUGAUACAUACCACUGCAAAUACAGCAGUCGAUGCAGUCAUCCAGAGGCUCUCCCUCCCUGUGGCUGACAAAUCAACAGCAGCAAUAUGUCCCGCGUCUCUUCCACCGCCAAGCGCUAUGCUGGCCCCUCCUACACCAGCCACUACAGCUCCUACAGCUCCUCCCUGACCCCGGGCCUUAGCUCCUUCAGUGAGCGGGACAGGCUGUCUUCCUACAAGUCUCCCACCUCCUCCUCCACCUCUUCCUCAGGUUACUCCUCCUCCAGCUAUCUGAGCAGCUCUGCUGCUCGCAGUCGCAACUACAGCACCUCCUCAGACCCUGAUCGUGACCGAGGUCGAACCAUCCCACGUACCGACAUCCUUGGGAGCAGCAGCACCAGCCGGCGCAGUGAGAGCCUCAGCCGGACCCCUGCCAAGAGCUAUGGAGGCUCGGGGCUGAGUGGGGGGUCAGCCUAUACCACCUACAGUUCUUACUCUUCGUCCUCUGCCCAGUCCAGCUACCUCUUGUCUCUCACCGGUGGCCUCCAGCGUCUUGCUCAAUCGGCGGAAAUUCUGUAUCACAGAGUGGACUUGAGCAGGGACUUGGCUUCUCUGGGCCCUUAACGAUCCCUCCUGCUCCUCUUCCCUCCACCCCAUCUUCCUCCAGCAGUGCCCUGCGGAGCUACCGCAGUCGGACCACUGAUGUGUCUGACUCAUAUGGCACUAGCUCCCCGCCCUGGCUACUCAGGCCUGUCACGAAGUUCUACUCAGGAGGGCCCUCUCACGGAGUGCCACACAGGAAGUCUUCAGCAACAGCAAGCAGCAGCAGAGCUUUCAGCUCUUUGACAUGGGAGCCAAGCAGUAAUGGGCUGUUGGACUCCCUCACCAGGGGACUCCACGAACUCAAAGAGUGCCCAAGGCCUUGUGGGAUUAAAGAACCUGGGGAACACUUGUUUCAUGAACAGUAUCCUGCAGUGUCUCAGCAACACACACAGCUUGCGAGACUAUUGCCUGCACAACUCUCACCGCAGAGACCUUAACAACAACAGCCGCACCAACACAGCCCUCAUGGAAGAAUUUGCCAAGCUGAUACAGACUAUGUGGACAUCAUCCAGCAGUGAGGCAGUCAGCCCAUCUGAAUUCAAAACUCAGAUCCAGAGAUACGCACCCAGAUUCGUGGGUUACAACCAACAGGAUGCUCAGGAGUUCCUGCGUUUCCUCCUGGAUGGCCUGCACAAUGAGGUGAACAGGGUCACAGUCAGGCCAAGGGGCACUGUGGAGGACUUUGACCACCUGCCGGAUGAAGAGAAAGGGAAGAAGAUGUGGAGUAAAUACCUGGAAAGAGAAGACAGUAAGAUAGUAGACCUGUUUGUAGGCCAGCUGAAGAGCUCUCUGACCUGCAGCCACUGUGGUUUUUGCUCCACUGUCUUUGACCCCUUUUGGGAUCUGUCUUUACCCAUCGCCAAGAAGGGCUAUGGUGAGGUGAGUCUGAUGGACUGCAUGCGGCUCUUCACCAAAGAGGAUGUCCUUGAUGGGGAUGAAAAGCCGACAUGCUAUAGGUGUAAAGCCAGGAGGAGAUGCACUAAGAAGUUCACAAUACAGAAGUUCCCCAAGAUCUUAGUUCUGCACUUGAAGCGCUUUUCGGAGGCACGAAGAACCAGCAAACUGUCCACCUUUGUUAACUUUCCUAUGAAGGAUUUGGAUCUGCGGGAGUUUGCCUCUGAUAACAGCAUAAAUGCAGUGUACAACCUGUAUGCAGUGUCUAACCACUCAGGCACCACUAUGGGCGGUCACUACACAGCCUACUGUCGCAAUCCCAACUCGGGAGAAUGGUACACCUUUAAUGACUCCAGAGUAACGCCAAUGUCCUCCAGCCAAGUGCGCAGCAGCGACGCCUACGUCUUGUUCUACGAGCUGGCUUCCUCCUCACGGAUGUGAAGAGAGCUGGAGGACAGCAGGCCGCAGCACCACUUUGUCAGACGGAAUGACAAAUGGAAGGAUGGGAAGAACGGGAGCAUUGGUGGAGCCCAGCCUUUUUUUGUUUUUGUGGAAAUUUGUCACAUGAACACAUGAAGACACACCCCUAAAGCCUGGAGACUGCUUCUCUGUGCAGAGAGAGGGGGACACUCUGGAAACCACAGCAACCUGAACAACCAGCCCCACUCUCCCUCUCUCCCUCUGUCUUUAUCUGGUGUCUUUCUCAUUCUGGCUGGAGGUGUGUGUGUUGACGGUGUGUGUGUGUGUGUGUGUUUGUGUGUGUUUGUGUGUGUGUGUGUGUGUGUGUGUGUGUGUGUGUGUGUGUGUGAGAGAGAGCGUACAAGGCUGACACAGGGCAAUAAUCCCAUCUGGCUGACCAACCAGUGAAUCCGUCUCCAUCUCUGAAGUCCCUCUCUAUGCACUGCGAACUGAACUUUCAUCCUGACUGCGCCUUUGCUUCUUGUUUGCCUCAGUCUAUUAAAACUGAUUUGUUGCAA